Molecule: messenger RNA, 3027 nt
Organism: Salvia hispanica
Lineage: Eukaryota; Viridiplantae; Streptophyta; Magnoliopsida; Lamiales; Lamiaceae
Product: heat shock cognate 70 kDa protein-like
Molecular function (GO): ATP-dependent protein folding chaperone; ATP binding
Source: RefSeq, a predicted model, not a curated record
AUGGCCGGAACUGGUAAAGGGCGCGCUAUAGGGAUCGAUUUGGGGACGACAUACUCGUGUGUGGCAGCGUGGCAGCACGAUCGCAUUGAGAUUAUACCGAACGAUCAGGGCAACCGCACCACGCCAUCUCAAGUCGCAUUCACCGCCACCGAUCGCCUCAUCGGUGACGCCGCCAAGAAUCAAGUCGCCAAUAAUCCCAUCAACACUGUUUUCGAUGCGAAGAGAUUGAUUGGUUGCAAAUUUAGUGAUGCAACGGUUCAAAGAGACAUUACAUAUUGGCCGUUCAAGGUCAUUCCGGGGGCUGGCGACAAACCUAAGUUCGCGGUAACCUACAAAGGGAAGCAGAAACAAUUUUUAGCUGAGGAGAUUUCUUCGAUGGUGCUAUCUAAGAUGAAAGAAACCGCGGAGGCAUAUCUCGGAUCAGCUGUCAAGGAUGCUGUCGUGACUGUGCCGGCUUAUUUCAACGACUCUCAACGUCAGGCCACCAAGGCCGCUGGAGCCAUUGCCGGCCUUAACGUUGUUCGGAUCAUCAAUGAGCCUACUGCUGCAGCCAUCGCUUAUGGUCUGGAUAAAAGAGCUUCUACCACUAUGGCAAAGAAUGUGCUCAUUUUCGACCUUGGUGGUGGGACGUUUGAUGUGUCCGUGGUCACGAUUAAGGGUGAUGUCGUUGAAGUGAGAGCUAUUGCCGGUGAUACUCAUCUUGGAGGCCAGGACAUGGAUAACAGGAUGGUGGAAUACUUUAUCAAAGAGUUCGAAAGAAAGAAGGGGAAGAAUAUUAGUGGGAAUGCAAGAGCUAUUAGGAGAUUGAGGAGUGCUUGUGAAAGAGCCAAGAGGGUCCUUUCUUCUUCCAUCGAAACCCCAAUUGAGAUUGAAUCAUUGUUUGAAGGGAAUGAUUUGUUUUCGACUAUCACUCGUGCUAAAUUCGAAGACCUUAAUAUGGAUUUAUUCAAAAAGUGUAAGGAGCUGGUUGAAAAUUGCCUAAGUGAUGCAAAGAUGCAGAAGAGCAGUGUGGAUGAGGUUGUGCUUGUUGGCGGGUCGAGUAGAAUUCCCAAGAUGCAGCAGAUGUUGCAGGAGUUAUUCAGUGGGAAAGAGUUGUGCAAAAACAUUAAUCCAGACGAAGCCGUAGCAUAUGGUGCUGCAGUGCUGGCUGCCAAGUUGAGUGGUCAAGGCAACGAGGCGGUGCAAACGCUCGUUCUUGUCGAUGUUACUCCUUUAAACGGGGAUGGACGGGCAAUUGGGAUCGAUUUGGGGACGACGUAUUCGUGUGUGGCGGCGUGGCAGCAUGACCGCAUUGAGAUUAUACCAAACGAUCAGGGCAACCGCACCACGCCGUCUCAAGUUGCUUUCACCGCCGCCGAACGUCUCAUCGGCGACGCCGCUAAGAAUCAAGUCGCCGAAAAUCCCAUCAACACUGUUUUCGAUGCAAAGAGGUUGAUCGGUCGCAAAUACAGUGACUCAACGGUGCAGAAAGACAUGAUAUUUUGGCCAUUCAAGGUUGUUCCUGGUGCUGAUGAUAAGCCUAUGAUUGUAGUAACCUACAAAGGAGAGGAGAAACUGUUUUCAGCUGAGGAGAUCUCGUCAAUGGUGCUUACUAAGAUGAAGGAUAUUGCCGAGGUAUACCUUGGAUCUUCAGUCACCGAUGUUGUUGUGACCGUGCCUGCUUAUUUCAACGACUCUCAGCGUCAGGCCACCAAGGAUGCCGGAACCAUUGCCGGCCUUAAUGUUAUGAGGAUUAUCAAUGAGCCAACUGCUGCAGCCAUUGCAUACGGACUGGAUAAAGGGGGUGAUGUGGCGAAGAAUGUGCUGAUUUUCGACCUUGGCGGUGGGACGUUCGAUGUGUCUGUGGCCACGAUUGAGGCGGGUGUCAUUGAAGUAAAGGCUACUGCCGGAGAUACUCAUCUUGGAGGCCAAGACAUGGACAACAGGAUGGUGAAUCACUUCGUGAAAGAGUUUAAAAUCAAGACGGGUAAAGAUAUUAGUGGGAACUCAAGAGCUGUCAGGAGAUUGAAGAGUGCUUGUGAAAGAGCCAAGAGGAUCCUUUCCUCAACUUUGGAAGCCCGAAUUCAGAUUGAAUCAUUGUUUGAGGGGAUUGAUCUGUUUUCUACUAUUACUCGUGCUAAAUUCGAGGACCUUAACAUGGAUUUAUUCAGGAAGUGUAUGGAACUGGUUGAGAGUUGCCUGAGUGAUGCAAAGAUGGAGAAGAACAGUGUGGAUGAGGUGGUGCUGGUGGGCGGGUCGAGUAGGAUUCCCAAGGUCCAGAAGAUGUUGCAGGAGUUGUUCGGUGGAAAGGAGGUGUGCAAGACUAUUAAUCCAGACGAAGCCGUGGCAUAUGGUGCUGCAGUGUUGGCUACCAACUUGAGUGGUAAAGGAAAUGAUAAGCUCAUUCUUUUGGAUGUUACUCCGUUGUCUCUUGGUAUUGAAAUAAAUGAUGAUACUAUGUCAGUAUUUGUUCCAAGAAAUACACCAAUCCCAACAAGGAAGGAGAAAAUUCUCUACACGAUGUAUGACAAUCAGACCAGUGUGAAGUUUCCAGUCUACGAGGGUGAAAGGAUCAAGUCAAAAGAAAACAAUCUGCUAGGUGAAUUCACACUCCAAGACAUUCCACCAGCGCCCAGAGGUGUUGCUAAAUUCAAAGUGUGUAUGGAAAUUGAUGCGGAUGGGAUCAUGAAUGUGUCUGCGGAGCACAUAACGACUGGAAUGAAGAAGAACAUCACCAUCACCAAUGACAAGGGCAGGCUGUCUAAGGAAGAUAUUGAGAGAAUGAUUGGGGAUGCGGAGAAGUACAAGUUGGAGGAUGAGGAGUUUAGGAAGAAGGUUGAGGCUAGGUGUGCUUUGGAGGACUACGCCUACGACAUGAGGGACACCAUCAGAAGUUUAGCAAAGGUCACGGCAGUUGACAAGGAGAAGAUGGAGGAUGCUUUCGAGUCUUUCACGCAAUGGUUAAAGUCCAAUAAACAUGCAGAGAUUUAUGUUUUUAAAGACAAGAUGAAAGAGCUCCAGACUAUUUUCAAUCCCAUCAUCGCCUAG